Messenger RNA from Yamadazyma tenuis ATCC 10573, 1658 nucleotides. RefSeq names its product Hms1p (gene HMS1). NCBI's taxonomy places the organism in Eukaryota, Fungi, Ascomycota, Pichiomycetes, Serinales, Debaryomycetaceae. Gene Ontology annotation, molecular function: protein dimerization activity. The record is from RefSeq and is a predicted model, not a curated record.
AACUUCAAUACGUGGCUGCAUCUCGCAUCCCGAAUAUUUGGCCUACGUGCCAUACAUAUAGGCAGAGCUCAGCAGAUUUUAAUAUCCUGUAUCCAGGUCCUGCAAAUUGAAUUUCCUAUGAAUCAUGAGGUUUUCAUGGAUGCAAAAAUCAUACGAUUGCCCAAAAGUCAACCUUUACCAAUAGAAUUUAAUUGUUAUUUUACACGGAUGAGUUUAACUGUUUUGUAGUUUUAGAACCUGACCCGAAUACUUAAAACUUUCACUUUCUUGUCAGAAUCAUUUUUUUUGCAUUUCCAAUUUCCCAGACACAACAACAAAACCCAUAAGCAAAGACCACCUUCAGAAAUUGAGCUCAUAUAUUUUUUUGAUCAUGGCAUUCAAGUUGAACGAUUAUAAUGCUUUUUUGACGUCUUUAGUGGAAAGAGAGAAGCUGGAUACUUCUAGGCCCGAAUCAAAAAAUAUGACUGAAACAUUGAAUUCCCCCACUGAUGAUAUUGCCCUUAUGGAUCAACAAGAUCCGAUGAACUCCACGUAUUCUCGACUUCCCAUCGACUUUGACUUUGGCCUAAACCAAGAAAUAGAUUUUCUGGAUGACCUCGAUCCCCAAUCUACAAUGAACCUUAAUAUGAAUGAUGAUAAUGACCUUUCUAAGCGCAGCUAUAAUCCCAGUAGCAAGCUUACCAAUAAUGCCAGCACCACCUCAACUAACAGAGCCUCCAGUAACUCUACCAAUAAUACUUCCGAUAUGGAUCCUCCUUUGAAGCAGGAAGAUAUUUUUUUUCCAAGGCAAGCAUCAGCUCCUGCUUUAGAAAGUAAUUUUGAAUCUGUUCCAAGUUCCUCUAAUUACAGAAUUCCCAUACAGAUAAAAAACGAAUCCUCAGAUGAUGAAUUAAUGUCUCCAAACUUGGAUUUACCCGAUGGAUUCUGUGAUAACUUUGAUAACAUCAACACUCUUGACCGUCAGCAUUCCAAUACGCCCACUGAUGAUUUCAGUCGAAGAAGAGACUCGAGGCCACUUGUCCAAAAAAGUGGGGGUGAAGGAUUAGGAUAUGGCUCUAUGACUAAGUCUUACAGGCCCAGAUUGCGUUCUUCUCAUAAUGUUAUCGAACAAAGAUAUAGGAACAAGAUUAAUGAUAAAUUCAAUGCAUUACUGAAUUCUGUCCCUACGUUACGGGUGGCAACUAAAAGGAAAACCAAGAAUCCAGACCACAUGGAUAAUGAUGAGUUUGAUGAACACUACUAUCUGUCAUCUGACGAAUCGCCAGAUUUGGAAGGUUUAGAGCCUGCUAGAAAGUUGAACAAAGGAGUGAUUUUAAGUAAGUCCGUGGAGUACAUCAGAUUUCUCGAGUUGAAAAACGACAGAAUGAGAGAAAAGAACCACGAGUUACUUGAGAAGGCUAGAUUGUUGGGAAUACCCUUGGACAAAUUGUAAUACUUCAUAAUAACUCUGUGAUGCUUAAUGAUAGCCACUUCCCUUAUUUAGGUAGAAAUAAUACACAUGAAAUGACUUGAGGAAGGCUAUUUAUUGAAUAUUGUACUGAACCGACCAACGAGAAGUAUCAUAUUUACAUGAGACCUAACUGGUGCAAAAUAUUCCCUACUUUUAGUCGUAUAAUUAGCUUAUUUUGAAUCGUAUUAUUAUCACCUCAUUCCUAAAU